Messenger RNA from Physcomitrium patens, 1370 nucleotides. The record is from RefSeq and is a predicted model, not a curated record. Lineage: Eukaryota; Viridiplantae; Streptophyta; Bryopsida; Funariales; Funariaceae.
UGAAAGAACCCUAGAAGUGUGUGCUUGUUACUUGUAUGGGUCAGAGAAAAGUAGUGUUGCCCCAUUUGAUAACUUCGAAUUGCGCAUAAUGUUGAUAGAGUGCACUGCCUUCUGCAGAAUUUGAUGUGUGUUAGCUUCAAAGACAAGUGGCUCGGCACUGAAGAUUGGUCCAACAAGUGACUCGAUUGCAUUCGCCUUUGGCUUUGCCGCCAUCUUGUGAAUUCGCCGUCACUCUUCCACGAGUUCAUUCGCUCUCUCGAUUUCCGAAUUUGAAACCAUCCUGUACGUGAGUCUGAUCGUUGAUCGCUUCGUUUGUUAAGUUCUAACGUUUUUCGAUUGUAGACCGGUCGGAACGAGAGAUGUGUGAGAAGAAAGAAUGUUGCAGAGCAGCAUGAGUUUUUCACAUCCCUAUUGAAGUCAGGAGAGGUCAUCAUGAGCGGAGGUACUGCCGAUUUUUUCUACCGUGAGGCUCGCAGGCUUAAGUAUGUGGCCCGCUCGGCUUUCAAGUUGUUGGAGAUACAAAAGAAACACCGAAUCAUUCGGCCAGGUGCCUCUGUACUGGAUCUCGGGUGUGCCCCGGGUGCUUUCCUACAGGUAGCGUGCCAAAAUUUAGGGCCGCCGGAGAAAGGGGGCGUGGUGGUUGGAGUUGACAUCAAGAAGGUAAAAGUACCUGCGGACCAUUGUGAUCACCGUGUACGGACAAUCGCCAGUGAUGUGAUGCAGAUGUCUCAUGCCGCUCUUGCAUCUUUCUCAGCUUCGGGAAAGGGGUACUCGGUUUUGAUAUCAGACAUGUGCCCGUCGGUAUCAGGGGUCGGAUCUAAAGAUGCUGCACUGUCAGCAGAGCUAGGCAUGUGUGCAUUGCAUCUUGCACUUGGUCAGUCAGAGGUAGAUGAUUCUAUACCUGAGACUGGUGGAAUACUGCUGCCGGGGGGCAGCAUUGUUAUCAAACUUCUCGAAGGUGAAGAUAGUCAAGGCUUUCUCAAACUAUGCAAAGGGAGAUUUCAGCAACUACAUUGGCUGCGGCCUAAAGCAACACGUAGCACAUCUAGAGAGAUUUAUUUCAUUGGAAAAAGCAGAGUGACAAAAUACUCUCCCAAUCAGGAAAAAUGAUAUAGUGAAUAGAAGACAUCCUCAUAACCGCAGGUGUACUGCUCCGCCAGAUAUGAACUUUCACUCACUGUUGAUGCAUUAGGGAGUUCAUCUUUUAGUUCUCUGUUGUAAAAGUUCUGCGGUUUCACCAAAAAAUGUGAAGAAAAACUGAAAAGAAGCUAUGAUAUUGUAUUACAUUGUGCUAUUCAACUCAACCCUGUUCGGAUGAAUAGUAAACUAGAGAAUGCGAAGAUCGAUUUUUUGGCUUUUAUGCCAUCGGA